Cottoperca gobio is the source of this 2530-nucleotide messenger RNA. Its product is annotated as MAGUK p55 subfamily member 4-like. The record is from RefSeq and is a predicted model, not a curated record. Gene Ontology annotation, molecular function: protein binding. Lineage: Eukaryota; Metazoa; Chordata; Actinopteri; Perciformes; Bovichtidae.
AUGGAUGAUGGUGUUACUGAGGUGCUCUCCAGUGUGUUGGAGGACGUCAAUCACGCUGUCAGCAGAAACGUUGGUGGUGCACAUCUUCUGCAUGAGCUGCUGAAUGCUCCGUGGCUGCGCGCUCUGCUGCAGAUUUAUGAGUGCCUGUUGGAGUUCGAGAGGUCGCCACCCACACCCCUUCUGCCUUAUGCCUCAGAACUCUCACAUGAGAUCAUGACUGCAGUGCAGAUGAUUCACUGUCCUUCCUCUGAAGCUGUAGAGCUCCACAGCCUCCUCAGCUCACCUCACAUCCAGGCCGUCCUGUCCUCCCACGACAGUGUAGCGAAGUCAGACUACGGACCUGUGUUGCCCCCGCUGCCUGAGGAGAUGCCGGAGGACGAGGAGGCCAUGAGGAUCGUUUGUCUGGUGAAGAACAACCAGCCACUGGGGGCGACGAUACGGAGGGACGAGGAGACGGGAGCCAUCUACAUCGCCAGGGUGAUUCAUGGAGGACUGGCCGACCGCAGCGGACUCCUAAACCCUGGUGACCUGUUAGUGGAGGUGAACGGGAACCCUGUGGGAGGUCUGGAGCCAGAACAGAUCAUCCAGAUACUGAUCAAUUCCCAUGGAACGAUCCUGUUUAAAGUCAUUCCUGAUGCAGCUCAGAGCAGCGGCAGCCACAAGUCGGUGUACGUGAGGGCGAUGGUGGACUACUGCCCCCUGCAGGACGCCUCCAUCCCGUGUCCUGAUGCCGGCAUGGCGUUCUGCAGAGGGGACCUGCUGGAGGUGGUCGACCAGUCUGACGGACGCUGGUGGCAGGCGAGGAAGCUGCCCUGCUCCGCGUCCUGCGCUGGUCUGAUCCCCUCUGCCAGCGUGCUGAAGAGUAAACAAAGGGAGCAGUGGUGGUGUCAGCCGUUACAGGUUCACACCUGCAUCCGACCCUUGACUCUGGGGGAUAACGCUGUUCCAGAGGACGAUGGAACGCAUGCUGAUGAAAAAUACACAGUAACAGAUGAGGCUGAAAGUGAUAUUACUGAUGGGCUCUACCUGGCUGGUUUCCGGCGCAGUUUCCGUCUCUGGAGGCGGACGUCCUACAGGAGGAGGCGACAGUCCUGCACCUCCUGCUCCCCCGACACCAGCGCCCUGUCCUCCCCCUACGAGGAGGUGGCUUUGUACCAGCGCCCCCCUCAGGAGAGCCACCGCCUCGUCAUCCUCAUCGGUGCGACCAGAGUUGGAGUGAAUGAAUUGAGGAAAAGAUUGAUCAAACUGAACCCGUCCACCUUCCAGGGACCCGUACCGCACACCACUCGUCCAAUCAGAGCAGGGGAGCAGACAGGAAGAGAAUACCACUUUGUCACCAAAGAGCUGUUUGAGUACAUGGUGUGUAACCACAGGUUUGUGGAGUACGGGGAGUAUAAGGGUCAGCUGUACGGCACCAGCACUGAUGCUAUCGAUGAGGUGCUGAAACGAGGACAGAUGUGCAUCAUCAACGCUGAGCCUCAUAGCAUCCAGCCGCUGAGGACGAGGAAGCUGAAGCCGUACGUGAUCUUCAUCAAAGCUCCGGCGGCAGAGCGCCUGAGAGAAACACGGAGAGACGCCCGCAUCGCCACCAGCUGCAGCAGCAACAGAGCGUUCACAGAGGAAGACUUCGUGGAGCUGGAGGAGGCGUCCCGGCUGACGGAGCUGAAGUACAAACAGUUUUUCGACUUCGUGCUGGUGAACGACUGCCUGCAGGACGCCUGCACGCAGCUCUUCUACGUCAUCCAGGAGGCUCAAGACGAAGCGCAGUGGAUCCCCGUCAGCUGGAGCCUCGAGGACGAGUGAAGCAGGAGAGCCGGAGCCGCAAUGAGAUGAGGAGAGAAAGAAGACGGAGACGUGUUGGAUGAAAUAACGGAGAAGAAGGGAGAUUGGAGGAAGUAAUAAAGUUUUCCCCGUUGGUCUUAAUUGCAUCAGAACUCUGAAAAGUAUUUAUGAUAUGAGAUAUUCUUACUUCUCUCUGUUAGCAGCAGUCACAUCAUGUUUCUGUUAGAAGCUUUAAACAAGUUCAAGUUUAUUUUCACCUUGUUUUUAUACUAUUUAUGGUUCAUCCUCAUUACGUCUGUGUGGGGGGGGCUGCGGCCGCUCAGCUGGAACAGCUUCCAAGUUGGUCUCGUGUAAAACUUUAAAGUGGAACGCUAUACAAUAAUAAUAUGUUAAAGAAUUAAGGAUUGUCUAACAGAUAAGCUCAGAGAGGUUGUUGGACGCUGGGGGUCGACUUUUAAAUGUUUUUAAAUGUACAGUCGCAGUGAACACAAGCAAAGAGCUGGAAACACUGAGUUAGUAAGAGAAGCAUUAAGUGUGUAUGAUUGUUCAGAUAAAUAAGAACUUUAAUACAUUCAAAUGUUUCUCUGAUGCAAUAAUCACAGGAAAGAAUUUGUGUUAACUGCAGCUCUGAAUAUAAUAUGAAAUGUCUAUAAACGUCUCGUUCAGGACACAGUUUGGGACCCACAGCUGUACGUCACAACACUUGUGCUAAAACCAUUCAUCUUCAGUUAUGUGUUAUUAAAUGUGU